GAGGCGCGGGCGGCGGCCACCGCGGCGCCACUGACGGGGCCCAAGGGCCCGCGCGGCUCCGGGCCGGGGCCCCGCCGCGGGACGGACCAUGCUACGCUCCACCGGCUUCUUCCGGGCCAUCGAUUGCCCCUAUUGGGCCGGGGCGCCCGGGGGGCCCUGCCGGCGGCCCUACUGUCACUUCCGGCACCGCGGGGCCCGGGGCCCGGGUGCACCCGGCGGCGGCGGCGGCGGCGGAGGCGGAGCGGCGCCUUCGGCAGCAGGACUGUGCUAUGACCCCUACAACCCCGAGCUGCCUAAGCCUGCAGCACAGCGGGAGAAUGGGGCGCUGGGCCCCGGGGACAUGCUGGAGCUGGAGCUGGUUAAUCAGGCCAUCGAGGCAGUGCGCUCUGAGGUGGAGCAGGAACAGAGGCGCUACCAGGAACUGCUCGACACGGCCCGAGAGCAGGGCACCGACACCCCGACUCUAGUGGCCCACCGCACCCCGGACCCCACAGCUACCGCUGCCACUGACCCCUUCCCGCUGGCUUUCGACUACAAGCCCAGCCACUGCAGCACAGGGACCUCCGAUGGUGGCUACCAGCCCACCCCGCUGGUCCCUCCCGAGGCGACCAACAAGUACUUGUUGGAGCCCAAGGGUAGCGGGGGUGCCUUGGAGUACAUCCCCAAGGCCGUGAGCCAGCCCCGGCGCCCCCGGUCCGUGCCCAGCGGUAAAUACGUGUUGGACGACUCCAGGCCAUCCACCGACCUUGAGUACGACCCACUCUCCAACUUCUCUGCCCGGCUGCUCAGCCGUGCCAAUGCCCGGGACGAGCAGGUGGCCAGGCGGCCCCGGGGCUCCCGGGCCAGCGAGCCCUACACCCCAGCCCCCAAGAAGAUUUGCGACCCCUUUGCCGGCUGUGACGCCCGCUUUUCCGACUCGGAGGAUGAGGAGGCUGCGGCCCCCGCCACCUCCACUAGUCCUCCCAGUGCUCGGGCAGCUACAGAGAGCAAAGCCCCCCAGAAGCCAGGCUCCAAGGAGGGCCAGGAGCCGAAUGAAGGGGGCCUGCGCGUGACCAAGGAGACAGCAGUGCAGUGCGAUGGUGGGGACCUAGGUCAGAGCCCUGCUGCCAAGCCUGACGCCCCGGCCCUGGCCUCACAGGAACGCUGUGACUCCCAGGGUGGGAGGCCUAAGAAGAAGAAGAGCCACCAGGACAAGAAUGGGGUCCCCAAAAAGGACAGGGCCAAGGGCAUUGAGCCCACAGGGCGCUCUGAGAAGGUACGCAUGGACAAGAAGGAUGUGGCGGCCGGCGGGCCUCGGGCACAGACGGGCAUCAAGAAGAAGCCAGCUUCCACCACUGCUGCAGCCGGGGCAACCAGCUCAGGGAAAGCUCGAGGGGAGAAGCCGCAGCCCAGCCCCACCAAUGGCAGGCCCCCGCACACCCCCCAGGAAGGUCCCGGUGCAAGAGCCUGGGUGGGGAAGCUGGCCAAGCGCAAGGCCCGCUCCCUGGACGAGGGCACCUCCCGUGGUGGCCCCAAGCUCAAAAGGCGGGCCCUGAGCCACGCUGACCUUUUCGGGGAUGAGAGUGACGAUGAGGACCCCCCAGGCCGGAUCUCCCGGCCCCCUGCCCUCCCCAGCCUCAGCUCCAGCUCGGAUUCAGACUCGGAUUCCAGCUCGGGGCUCUCGGCUGAGCGGGUCCCAGCCAAGAAGCUCAAGGUCUCCCCGCCUCCCUCAGCCAGCCUAGCCUCCCCCCCUUCCUCCUCCUCCUCCUCCUCCCCAGGGGCGGGCACAGCCCUGGAGCAGGAGGUGGACUUUGACUCGGACCCCAUGGAAGAGUGUCUGCGCAUCUUCAGGGAGUCCACCAGUGUGAAGACCCAGGACCGCGGCCGCCUGGCACGGCAGCCCCCCAAGGAAGAAAAGACAGAGGACAAGGGGCAGUCAGGCCUGACGACGCUCUUCCCUGGGCAGAAGAGAAGAGUCUCACAUCUGGCCAAGCAGGGCAAGGAGGCGGAGUCCACGAGGAGGAUCUCGGCACCCCCUGUACGGCUCCCUAGCGCCCAGGAAGUGUGUUACCGACGCGCCCAGCAGGCACAGCGAGACUCGGCGGGGUGGCUGCUUGCUGCCCAGAAGCCUUCGUCAUCGUCGUCGUCCUCCUAUUCCACCUCAUCUGUGCACAUCUCUGCGCCCGGCGAGAAGCGAAGGAUCGCUCAUGUGCCCAACCCCCGCCUGGCUGCAGCCCCCACAGGUGCCAAGCGGACCCUCACGGCCGGUAGCAGCCAGCCCACCAAUGGCCCUGAGCCAGGCGGGCAGGCCCUGAAGACACGCACGUUGUCAGGCAUGGCGUCCAAGACCACCACCACCGUGACCCCCAAACGCAUCGCUCACAGCCCAUCUCUCCAGAGUUUAAAGAAGCCCAUUAUCCCCAAAGAGUUUGGGGGCAAAGUCCCCACUGUCAUCCGCCAGCGAUACCUCAACCUGUUUAUUGAGGAGUGCCUCAAAUUCUGCUCCUCCAGCCAGGAAGCCAUCGAGAAGGCACUGAACGAGGAGAAGGCCGCCUUCGACCGCAGCCCCAGCAAGAACAUCUACCUGAAUGUGGCUGUGAACACCCUCAAAAAACUGCGAGGCCUGGUCCCCAGCUCUGUGCCCGGCGUCAACAAGACCAGUGGCCGGAGGUUGGUGUCACAUGAGGUAGUGCUGGGAGGCAAGUUGGCAGCCAAGACCAGCUUCUCGCUCAGCCGCCCCAGCAGCCCCCGCGUGGAGGACCUCAAAGGGAUCGCUCUGUACAGCCGCCUCAAGGAGUACUUGCUGAGCGAGGACCAACUGAAGGAGAAUGGCUUUCCCUUCCCACACCCCGAGAGGCCAGGGGGUGCCGUCCUCUUCACGGGCGAGGAGAAGAAGCCCAAGGACUCCUCCUGCAGGAUCUGCUGUCGCUGUGGUGCCGAGUACAUGGUGCUGCCUUCGGGCCGCUGCGUCCGCCAUGAGGAGUGUGUUUACCACUGGGGGCGGCUGCGCCGGAACCGAGUGGCUGGUGGCUGGGAGACCCAGUACAUGUGCUGCUCAGGCGCCGUGGGCUCCACUGGGUGUCAGGUCGCCAAGCAACACGUGCAGGACGGCCGGAAGGAAAACCUGGAGGGGUUCGUGAAGACCUUUGAGAAGGAUUUAGGAAAUGGUGUGCACCCAGGUGUCUAUGCCCUGGACUGUGAAAUGUCCUACACGACAUACGGCCUGGAGCUGACGCGUGUCACCGUGGUGGACAGCGACCUGCAGGUGGUCUAUGACACCUUCGUCAUGCCGGACAACGAGAUCGUGGACUACAACACGCGGUUCUCAGGGGUGACGGAAGCUGACCUCGCCGACACGAGCACCUCACUGCGGGAUGUGCAGGCCGUGCUCCUGAGCAUGCUCAGUGCCGACACCAUCCUUAUCGGCCACAGCCUGGAGAGCGAUCUGCUGGCCUUAAAGGUCAUCCACAGCACCGUGGUGGAUACAUCCGUGCUUUUCCCGCACCGCUUGGGCCUUCCCUACAAGCGCUCCUUGCGGAAUCUCAUGGCUGACUACCUCAAACAAAUCAUCCAGGACAAUGUGGACGGGCACAGUUCCAGCGAGGAUGCCAGCGCCUGCAUGCACCUGGUGAUCUGGAAGAUCCGAGAAGACGCCAAGACCAAGCGGUGACACCCCCUGCCGCCGCCCUUUUGCCCUGCCUGCCCCCCAAAACAGUGCAAUAAAUCUCGAGAGCUAGCUGUGUUCGGCCGAGAGCACGGGACAAGCCAGCGCUGUCAGAGCGCCCCCCCCCCACCUCGAGACUGUUGCUGACGCCCCCCAGCAGUGUGGCUGCAACCCCUUCUCUGCGAUGGGGGGGAGUAGUGUGACAUGUUGGAGGGGUGGGGGUGUUGGAGAGGGGGGCUCCUUAUUUGGUUCUUUUGUAUUGUUCUUUUUAUUAUUUUUAAUUUAAAUCUGAUGACUUUGCGAAGUUGUCUUCCCUUCCAUUGGUGGCACUAGUUCUGUGUCAUCUCCCCCAUUCCCCCAGAGACUGUGGGGGGGGGGCACCUGGGGAGUUGCCCAGGACCCUCCAAUUCCAGCCCACCUCUAACAAAUCUCUCGCCAAUCCUGAGCGAGCUACAGCCCUUCGAACCCUGGCCCCUUCCCUCCCCUGGGCAGGGACCGAAUAAAUGUUUGUAUGAAUUUUA
Messenger RNA from Suncus etruscus (white-toothed pygmy shrew), 4164 nucleotides. RefSeq names its product RNA exonuclease 1 homolog (gene REXO1). Lineage: Eukaryota; Metazoa; Chordata; Mammalia; Eulipotyphla; Soricidae. Gene Ontology annotation, cellular component: nucleus. The transcript has 16 exons. Gene Ontology annotation, molecular function: exonuclease activity; nucleic acid binding. Bases 89 to 3649 code for a protein of 1186 amino acids. The record is from RefSeq and is a predicted model, not a curated record.